AUGCUUCUCGCGAGAUAUCUUCGGCAGCUGCUGCAGGGAGAAAUUAAUAGCGAGCUACAUCGUCAGACGUUCUCACUUGCGGCAUUUCUUUUCAGGUCGACCCCUCCGGGGAUUCCACCUUACGUUUCUUUUCCACUAAUUCCCAAACAUUUCGUCCAUCAUCGUCAAGCUCAUCUCUUUCUCAUGCUCUUCUUCUUCUUCUUCUUCUUCUUCUUCUUCUUCUUCUUCUUCUUCUUCUUCCCUUCUAUAAGAGAAAUUACAGCAAUUGCCACCCGCAUUGACAUCAGAUACUUCGAAGAAGAUCAGGAGUCAUCACCCGCUUUUCCGACAUUUCUUUCUCCUCGCUUAUUUGAUAUUAACCAACGUUAUCUAUCUAUCUAUCUAUCUAUCUAUCUAUCUAUCUUUCUCAUGUUAUCUAUCUAUCUAUCUAUCUAUCUACCUUCAUCUAUCUAUCUAUCUAUCUAUCUUCUCUUCACUAAUGAAAUCGAUCGAGUAUUAUUCAGUGAAAUUUCUAUCUAUCUAUCUAUCUAUCUAUCUAUCUAUCUAUCUAUCUAUCUAUCUGUGUGUGGGCGUGCGCACACGAGCGACCGUGUGUGCAACUUGGAUAUUCUGUAA
Molecule: messenger RNA, 615 nt
Organism: Acanthosepion pharaonis
Lineage: Eukaryota; Metazoa; Mollusca; Cephalopoda; Sepiida; Sepiidae
Source: the annotation of a GenBank genome assembly